Molecule: messenger RNA, 774 nt
Organism: Acanthamoeba castellanii str. Neff
Lineage: Eukaryota; Discosea; Longamoebia; Acanthamoebidae
Product: GRAM domain containing protein
Exons: 6
Coding region: 1-774 (257 amino acids)
Source: RefSeq, a predicted model, not a curated record
AUGGAGGGCACGGCAGGUGGAGGAGGCGGCACCUGUGGGGGAGAAGGCGAGAGGCUGAGCGACCAACAGAAGCUGCAGGUCCUCCGCCGGGAGUUCCUCAAACUGCGCGAGGAGCACACCCAACUCCAGAGCCAGCUCGCCGAGUUCUCCAAACUCAAAGCCAAAGUCAGACUGCUGGGGCUGAUCCAGGAGGACCGGCGGGUGCUGACCGAGGAGCUGGUGGCGUCCAACGAAAAGAUCGCGGAGCUCGUGCACGAGAACGAGCUUCUCAAGGAAUCCAACAACGAGCUGUCGAUCGAAAACAAGAAGAUGAAGGAGCAGGCGCUCAAGCUCAACCAGUACCUCGACUCGGCCGUCGACGACCUCAAGCAAUCCACAGUGCGAGCAAGUCGCAGCCUACAGGCCAACGAAAACGAUCAGCUCUAUCAGAAGCGAUUCUGCCUUCCCGACACGGAGCCGUUGAUCGCAAGUUAUUCGUGUUUCGAUUCGAAGAUGCGGGGAGGCAAGCUCUACCUCUCCCCCAACUACCUCUGCUUUGGCACCCACUUUUCCCGCAUCCUGGGUGAUGGUGAUACGAUCAUCAGGUUGAAGGACGUCAGGCACGUCCGCAAGGAGAAGAUCUUCCAGCUGGGCAAGGGCGGCGGCAAAUCGCUCCACUUCGUCCUGUCCGACACCGAGGUGGUCCUGUUUCGCGGGUUCGUCAACCGGGACAAGGCCCUCGACAACAUCCUCGAGCAGGCCAAGCGGUUCGGCGCCACCCUCCUCGACAACUAG